Molecule: messenger RNA, 3335 nt
Organism: Schistosoma rodhaini
Lineage: Eukaryota; Metazoa; Platyhelminthes; Trematoda; Strigeidida; Schistosomatidae
Source: the annotation of a GenBank genome assembly
UUUACGUAGACAUACAACAAAUACUGGGUGUAUUUAUAGUUCAAAAACCUACAUGGUCGGUUUCACACAUUCAAAAGAUUUUAUAUGCGUAUAUGAAGGUGUUCGCUGAAGCGAUAUAUUUCACACAUAUGCACAUACACCUACCUACAUUAGAUAAUGUGUUGAAGAGUAUUGACCAUUUGUAAAUUAUUUUGGGGUUAAUCUAUGUAGACAUACAUGUUAACACACAUGGGGUACAUAAAAAUAAGUCUAUUUUAUUUAAUGUUCAUGUUAUACAUCCCUGACAAACAAUCAACAAAAUCCCGAAUAUAUAUAUAUAUAAGUGUGCGGGGUUUAAGGCAAGUUAUUCUAAGAGAAAAAUCUAUGCCAUUCACGUAAUCUGUUAUAAACUAGUUUCAUUCUAAGUUCAACACAGAGACCAACACUUCCAUCUAUUAGGUAGGUAUAUGUUAUAAACAAUAAGAAAUAUUCUAACAAGGAUUAAAUAAAAAGAAAACGGAUUUACCUACUGGGAAACAAAAUAACUAACUUGGAUAAAAUGUCAUCUCCUUUAGAUACAUUUAAUUAUUAUUACAUAACAUUAUUAUUAUUAUCAUUACUAUUACAUGUUGUUUAAAUAAUGAAUAACAUGGUAUAUGUUAAAUGUUUUAUACAAACAACAAUAAUCUUAAUUGUAUAUUUUAUGUUUUAUGUUCAAUGUGAAAAACAUUCAAAAUCUGACAACGACUUCAAUGAUAUAACAGAACCUACAUUAUUCAAUUCUCAAUUAGUUCGAAUGAAAAAAGGAAUCGAACAUUCAUCUGACAGUCAUGUUGACAUUGAACACAUUGAACAACAACAUAAUCUUGAAACUUUAAAAGAUCAUUUAAAUAAUUUAAACAAAAUAAAUUAUGAUGAUAAUAAUAAUAAAAUAGUAACUAAUCAUGAUGAAUUGAAUCUAUUCCAAGCUUUAUCAAAUCAUAAUGAUAAAUCAAAUGAACAAAGUACCACUUAUACAUUUAUUGAAAUGAUUGUUCAACGUACAGUUAAUAAAUAUAUGAAUGUAAUACGUACCAAAUCGGAUUGGUUAAAACGUUUAUUACAAUUAGUUAAAGAAGAAAGAGAUAUUCGUUCAAGAUAUAAUUGUUUUACUGAUGCAUGUAUUUAUAAAAUUCAAUUAUUUACAACACAACUUAAAGCUCAUCUACUUAGAAAUACAGUUCACUUAGAACCAAUUCAACAUAAAGAUCCUAGAAAUAUAGAUUUACAUUUGAAACGAAUGAAAAGAUCAAUAUCAGAACCAUCGGCAUUUUCAACAUCAUUAAGUAGGAAUGAUUCAACGAUUGAAAUUUUAAAGAAUAAUCCAGAGAUGCAAGAUUUAUUAUUUCUACAUGAUGAUGAUGAUACAGAGGAUGAUGCUUUACGAUUACCGGAUGAAGUGAAUAAAUUAAAUUUAAUAAGACAUCGUCAAGAUGAUGAUGAUGAUGAUCAUUCGGUGACAAAUUGGACAAAUAAUAAUGAUAGUAAACAUAAAUCAAUUAAAUUUGAUAAUCCUGAUAAAAUUGAUGUGGCUAGAUUUAGUCAAGAAUUGACUGGAGAUGUUUUAUCUAAGCAUAUAAAAAGUCAAACAGUUGCAGUACCUAUUCCCACUGACAUAACAGAAGGCAAUUCAAUGAAUGUUGUUACAAAUGUUAAUGAUAAUGAUAAUAAUAAUGUCAGUAGUAGUGUGACAUCAUCGUUUAUACCUAUUCAACAGUUACAUGUAUCAAUAGAUAACCAAUCAAAUUUGUUAGUAGAUAAUGAGUCAAAUCUAUUUUCAGAUAAUUCAGUGGAUAAUGAAGAUAAUAAUCUUAUUGAAGUUAAUCAUAAAGAUCAUGAUGAAGAGUUACCUAACAGUAUGACUGAACAAGUUUCAAAUCUUUUGAUAGAUGAAUCAAAUGAUCAGAAAAAUACUUUGAAUGAUGAUGAAAAAGAGAGAAAACAAGUAGAAGAUUUAAUCAAUAGUACAGUAUUCAUAGAAGAUGAGAACAAUAUUGAUGCAUCAUCUUUUUCUACUACUUACACUGAACAACCAACAUCAUCAUCAUCACCAACUGAGACAAUUGAAUUUACAACUAAUCUACCUAUUACAUUGAAUAAUCUGUUACCUACACCGAAUUCAAUAGAUUUUAUGACUGACGAAUUAUUGGAUCAGACGAAUACAACAUCAUUAUCACCAUCAUCCACAUCCACGAUAACAACAACAACAGCAACAACCGAUGAUGAUCAUUUAGAAAUAUAUCAACAUUCAAUCAAACCAUCAUUAAAUAUUAGAGCUAUUUCAUUAACUGUUGAAGAAACACUAGCUAUACCAUUUGGUUUGAAUAAAUUCGAUGGACGACCAUAUGAGAAUUGUACUGGACAAUAUGAAAAUUAUUGUUAUAAUGCAAUAAAAUGUGUUUAUAUUAGUGUAUUGGAAACAGCUGCUUGUUAUUGUAGGACUGGUUACACAGGUGUCCGUUGUGAUAUGUUCAACUUACCACAAACAUUGGAUAUAUUGAAAUCUUUUCGUGAAGAAAGUAUUGAUAUCAAUUCACUUCAUCAGCCAACAGCAUAUAUCUUGCAUAAUGUGAUUGAAGCAACCGCACGAUAUACGGUGAAUGCUGUUUUGGAAGAGCGCUUGUUGUCAACAUGGGAAGAAGAUACACCAUUCUAGAGUGUGUGUUCACAAUACUUCUGUACACACACACACACAUGUAUUUAUGUAAUGAGUAAUGAUAACUAUUAUUAUAACAAAACGGUAGCACAAUUAAUUGUAGAUAACUUUUCGUUUAUUCAUAUCCCUUAUUUAAUAUUUUCUUUCGCAUUUAAAUUUUAUAAAAAAAAUUUUACACUUGUCGAAUACUUUGCAAAGAAAAACAAGCAAACAAAAAAAUCAAUCAUAAGUCUAAUUUCAUGAAACAAAUACCAUUUUAUUAUAAGUCAAUAUUCAUCUCAGAAGUAGAGGAAUUUAUUGUUAAGGAGUGGGGAAGUUUCUGAAUUCGUAGUUUUUUUUUGAAUUUCUGUUUAAAACUUAACACAUGAAAAUAUUGAACAAACCCACUAGCGACUAGCUUCAAGAUGUAAUUCCUGGAGUUCUAGUGAGCUGUGAUCAGUAGAGUUCAACGGCGUUGGGUGUGAGACGGUUAUCCACCACAGGCAAUGGAUGAAGGGUCGCACAAGAUAAUGGAUUGAUUGAACUCAGAUAUUAACACCUUCGAAUGUCAGUUCAGUGGUCUAGAGAUUAAGCAUUCGUACGAGACUGAAGUUUCUGGGGUCGAGUUCCGUGUGCGGGGUCGUGGAUGAGCACUGUUGAGGAGUCCUGCACUAGGACGAAA